AAUUUUAAAAUACAUAAGUGAAUAGACUUAAAUGUUUUCUAUAAUAUUUUAAUUUAUGGAAAACUGUUUCUAAUGUAGAAUAAAAAAUCUUUGACAGAAAUGAACUUUGUUAAACUUUUCUUGUUUAUAGCAUGCAGUGUUAUUUUCAUCGAACAUGGAUAUUGUUUGUUUGCGAAUAAUCGAAGGUCAAAUACGGAAUCAAAUGUCAUACAAAACCAAAUGAGAACAAAUAUCGAUAGACGUCAUAAUAUUGAAAUGCGAAAUGCGAACAAUCAAAAUCUUAGAUCAAAUAUUGGAUUUGCUGUUAAAUAUCCUGAUCGCGUGGUUUCCAGUAAAUUCAAAGAUUUUGAUAAAAUGGCAAAUAAGCUUUUCGCCAAUCGAAGGUCCAAUUCAGGACCUAAUAUCAGGUCAUAUCCAAUAUAUUUAAAUGCAUCAGCAAAUAUAGCCAGACGUCAGAAACUUGCAGGAAUACAAGAGCAAAAUAAAAAUCAAAGGUCAAAUUCAAUACCUAAUUUUACAAAAAACUAUUUGGAUGCGUCAAAAAAUGUAUCUAGACGUCAGAAUAGUUUAAUUCGAAAUUCGAACAAUCACAUUCGUAGGCCAAAUUUAGUAUCCAAAAGAAAUCAUGUAAGUGUAACAGGAAAUACAGUGAGACGUCAGAAUAUUGUAGCAACACGAAAUGAUCAAAACCGAAGGUCAAAUUCAGGAACCAAUUACAGAAAAAACCAUAUGGAUACAUCAUCAACAAUAAUAAAUGGACGCCAUAGAGGUCGUAACCCAAAACCAUAUUACAAUCCAAAGUAUGGAAAAAGAAAUAAUAAGCUUCAAUAUUCACAUAAAAAGCAUCAUAAAUUGCUAAAAUUGAUAAAUCAAAAUGUAUCACAUCGUCGUGUUUCUAAGCCAUCUGUUAGUAUGCCACAAUUAAAAAUAACGCAAGCUCAAAUACGUGAACAAAUUUUUAAUAACUCUUUUAAUCCUACGUCUAAACUUCUCCAACGUAAUGCAAAUAAAGGCAUAUUAAGGGCAAAAUCUGUAUCGAAUCCCUUUGCUUUUCACGUAAACGACGACGAAUAUAUCCCGUAUCCGUCUAAAGCAAAUACUGGAUUUCCUGUUACAUAUCCUGAUCCUGUGAAUUCAAGUGAAUUCAAAGACAUGAAUAAAAUGAUGACGCUUUUCUCGAAUAUGCGCAAUGAUUAUGACAAUAAUGUGAGUUAUGAUGAUGAUCAUGAUUAUGAUGAUGAUCAUGAUGAUGAUCAAGAUUAUGAUGAUGAUCAUGAUUAUGAUGAUGAUCAUGACUAUGAUGAGAAUGACCAUGAUGAGGAUGAAUAUGAUGAAGAUGACCAUGACGAGGAUCACAAUAUUGAGUAUGACGAUGCUGUUGAUGAUAGCAGAGAAUAUUAUAACGACGACCCAGUAAAUUUAAGCAAGGCAAAAAUUAAUCUAGAAAUAAAUAUAAAUACAUAAAAAUGUUCAAUUGAUAUUUUUCUUGUACUUAUUUAUUAACUU
Molecule: messenger RNA, 1506 nt
Organism: Chrysoperla carnea
Lineage: Eukaryota; Metazoa; Arthropoda; Insecta; Neuroptera; Chrysopidae
Product: nucleomorphin-like
Exons: 2
Coding region: 100-1464 (454 amino acids)
Source: RefSeq, a predicted model, not a curated record